Messenger RNA from Helianthus annuus (common sunflower), 525 nucleotides. RefSeq names its product miraculin. Lineage: Eukaryota; Viridiplantae; Streptophyta; Magnoliopsida; Asterales; Asteraceae. The record is from RefSeq and is a predicted model, not a curated record. Bases 1 to 525 code for a protein of 174 amino acids. The transcript has a single exon. Gene Ontology annotation, molecular function: endopeptidase inhibitor activity.
AUGCCAGCGGCUCUAGACUGUGAAAAUGGCGGACUCCUUUCCGUUAAAUUUAACAGGAAGCCUUGUCUAGCUGGCGUCGAACAAUCUCGAAGCGACGAGACUGGCCUCCCAUUGACUUUCACUCCGGUCAACCCCAAGAAAGGCGUGAUCCAUCUUUCCAUAGAUGUUAACAUAAAGUUUUUAGCUUCCACUGGUUGUGACGACGAGUCAACCGUAUGGAAGGUGAAAUAUGAUAAAGCCUUGAAGCAAUAUGCUGUGAUGGUGGGAGGUGUUGAGGGAAACCCGGGACCCGAAACAUUGGAAAACUGGUUUAAGAUUGAGAAAACUAAAGACGGUUAUAAGUUAGUUUUCUGCCCGAGUGUGUGCAGCUACUGUAAGGUUAUGUGCAAGGCUGUUGGAAUAGUUGACGACGAAGAUGGUUCGCAACGUUUGGUACUCAACAAUGAUCCUGCGUCUUUCGUCUUCUGGAAAACUAACUUGUUCCAUUCAACCAGUCCAUUAUUCCAUGGAUGCUCGAAUAAAUAG